Molecule: messenger RNA, 946 nt
Organism: Aspergillus brunneoviolaceus CBS 621.78
Lineage: Eukaryota; Fungi; Ascomycota; Eurotiomycetes; Eurotiales; Aspergillaceae
Exons: 5
Coding region: 247-795 (182 amino acids)
Source: RefSeq, a predicted model, not a curated record
AUGACGAGCUUUCAAAAUGACACCAGUGCUAAAGUGUCGGGUCCUGCAUUCAUUGCAUGUAACGAGCAUGCGUCUAUCUAUGGUGUUGUUUGGGGAGCAACCGCAAUCUCGUUCCUCUUCAUCGCAACUCGCACCUUAGCGCGUAUCGUGACGCUUUGACGCUUUUGGCUCGAUGAUGCCUUCAUAAUCAGUGCCUGGCUAAUAUUGUUGACCUAAGCGAUUACCUGGGAAACACAGUUAGAUUCGAUGUAUUACAUCUUUGCGCUGGAGGACGGUAUGGUCCAGCCAACUAUGGAGGUGAUGGCCCGGCUUUCGCGACUGGCUAGGGCCGAAUGCGCUAUCCUGAUUCUCUUCUACACAUGUCUCUGGUCCAACAAGGCCUCUUUUCUGAUCUUCUUCCGUCGCAUCGCCGGCACGGACCGCUCUUGGUCUAUUUGGUUCUGGUGUGUAGUGGGCCUGGUAGCGGGAACUUACUUGGUGUGUCUGGGAGACAUCCAGUACAACUGUCUCGUGAACAGCCAAGUACACAUUCUAGAACACUGUGCGCAAAAAGCAGCUGGGCAAUUUGAGUUUCGAGCGCUGAUCACCAAUCUGGUGCUGGAUGUGAUAACAGAUGUCUGCAUCAUCAGUUUACCGAUUGCUCUAUUAUGGAACGUCCGAAUCCCAUUCCGUCACAAAAUGAUCCUUAUAGCUAUCCUCUCCGUAGCCGUGUUUAUCUUCAUUGUGGCCGUGGUUCGAGUGGCCGUCGUCGCCCGUCGAGACCAGAAUCCGGAUAUAUCUUGGCUUUGGAUGUAGAGCUUUAUUGAAGCCACGGUUGCAAAUAUUGUCGCCUGUAUGGCAUCCUUCCGUCAGCUGUUCGUCAAAUAAGAUCACCAAGGUCGGGCCAACCUAUAUCUGACAUAUCUACAAUUUGUGGAAGGAUAUACUCAAAGGGCUGAAGGCUGAA